UGGACCUGGACCUGGACCUGGUCUUCCUGCUCCCGGCUCUGCUCUUCACUUUGGUUCUCCUUUACUUUUCUUCAUCUCUGCUGAAGAAUCCAAACUCCUCCUCUUCCUCAGCUGGAGCCAAGGAACCACUGCACUCUGGACCAGAACCACCUGCUCCAGUGGGUCAGAACCAGCACGAGCCGGACUCUAAGGUUGUUCCAGAACCAGAACCAGAACCAGCUGAAGUACAACAGCUGGCUCCAGAACCAGCGUCAGUUCCAGAACUGGUUGCUGAAACAACAGAACCAGAACCUGAAGAGGUCCAACAGGCCAGAACAGAACCAGAACCUGAAGAGGUCCAACGGGCCAGCACAGAACCAGAACCUGAAGAGGUCCAACGGGCCAGAACAGAACCAGAACCUAAAGAGGUCCAACGGACCGGAACAGAGCCAGAACUUGAAGAGGUCCAACGAGCCAGAACAGAACCAGAACCUGAAGAGGUCCAACGGACUGGAACAGAACCAGAACCUGAAGAGGUCCAACAGCAGAACCUGAAGAGGUCCAACAAACAGAACCAGGAGAAGUUGAGACGGCUGAGGACUCUGAACCUGAACUGAUCCCAGAACCUCCCAGACCUGAUGAAGAUGGGUCCAAAGAACCAGAACCGGAGAAUGGGAUGGUUCUGAAUGGUGCGGCUGCAGCUGAAGCGGGUCGGAGGUUCUGUGUGGAGAACCGGAGCAGCACCUUUCUGAUGAUGGAGGAGGAGCAGAG
Messenger RNA from Austrofundulus limnaeus, 750 nucleotides. Its product is annotated as protein TsetseEP. NCBI's taxonomy places the organism in Eukaryota, Metazoa, Chordata, Actinopteri, Cyprinodontiformes, Rivulidae. The record is from RefSeq and is a predicted model, not a curated record.